GGGAGCGUUCUUCUCCGGCAUGGCUUCUUCUCUCGGGCUGUGUGCGAGGCGCGCUGCGAGUGGCGUCAGAUUCCAAGUGCCGCUGAACGUUCGACGUCUCGGCCACGAUUCUCCAACGUGGUGGUCGUGAAGGAAGAGAUCAAGUCUAUUCGGGGGUCCGUGCCGCUCGGUCCGCAGAGGUGUUGCACCAUGACGAACGUCACUGAAGUGCUGCUGGUCCUCGUCGAGUUCGUUGUACUGAUGGUUCAGUGCUUGUGGAUCGCGGUUCUGGAGGCGGUUCGUUGGCCCGUGCCAACGAAAUCUUUGGCCGGGAAGGUCGUUUUGAUCACCGGUUCGGGACACGGAGUGGGCAGGGAACUGGCGCUGCGCUUCGCCAGGCUGGGCGCCAAGCUUCUGCUUGUCGACAUCCACAAGGAGAACAACGAGGCCGUGGCGUACGAAGUGAAGCAGGAGAGCGGCUCGGCGGUGUCGUACCAGUGCGACGUGUCCGACGAGGCCCAGGUGCGUCUUCUGGCACGCAAGGUGGCCCAGGACGUGGGGCCCGUGGCCGUGCUCGUCAACAACGCCGCCGUCACCAACUGCCAGCCCGUGCUCACGCUGCAGCCGGACCAGAUACGUAGGACGCUCGACGUCAACCUCCUCUCCCACUUCUGGAUGAUCCAGGAGUUCCUGCCAGGGAUGCUGGCCCAGAAGGAAGGACACAUCGUGGCCGUCUCAUCCAUCGCCGGCUUCAUCGGCACCGGCUACCUCACGGACUACUGUGCGUCCAAGUUCGCAGUACGGGGCUUGAUGCACGCCUUGGAAGAAGAGCUGUUCCAACUCGGCCUCUUGGACAAGAUCAAGCUGACCACGGUCUACCCGGUGGCCAUCAACACUGGCAUGUUCAAGGAACCCAAAUCCAGGUUCCCCUUCCUUGCGCCCAUCCUGGAGACGAAGGACGUGGCUCAAAAGACGCUGGAGGCCGUGCUCAGGGAGGACAAGGAAGUGGUCAUUCCUCAUCAUCUCAUGCUCAUGCACAGGUUCAUGUUUUUGUUCCCGCCAAAGGCGAUGAAGCUGAUGCAACGGUUCAUGGGCUGCACGGUCGAACCCCAUCGACUCACUGGAAAGUCGGCCCAUUCCUUCUCCUGAACCGCUUGCAGCCAUCGAGUCCGCGGUGCUGCUUCAAGGAGAGCGAAGAAUGAUCUUCACACGUGUACGGAGGCUGCCGGCACCAAAACAGAGUUUAUGUACAUAUAUAGAUAUAUACAUAGUAUAUACAUAUAUAUAUGAAGAGAGAAAGCAUCCGAUAUGCGCCAGUGACUUAGAAAGAUAGCCCCAAUUCAUCGUGAAUUGCUUUCAUAUAGACCUUUUUCAUUUUUAGUCUUCGAGGCUUCCAGAAACAGCGGUAUAUUUGUGCCUCGCUGUCGUUGCCAUGACGCGCAGACUUGAUUUGGAAGAAAGAACGCAAGAGAAAAACAACGAAAUAGGGAUUCGGUCCUUUCACUUUCUACCGCGGGCUAUAGGAAAAGUCAUAGGCCACGGAUCUGCCAUCAUGUUUGAGUCUUUCAGCUUGGGGGGGUGAUAAUCCGCUUGCCAGGGGAAUGACAGCGACCCACGACGUUCAACUGAGCGUCUUGUAUUACUCGAGCCGGGUGGUUCUUGCAGGGGUUCCACAGCGAGUUCCGGCAUGCAGUUCGCGUCGCACCAGAAGGCUCUCCGGGUUGCAUAUAUAGCUAUAGUUUUUGAUAAGGCGAGAACGGCAGGGAGGUGAUGUCCCGAUAUCUUCGACAACGCUUCAAAGCCUCGUGCACGUCGAGCGCGCGCGCGCAGCCAAAGCCCGGAGGGAAGUGCGUGCUGGAGGCCGUCCUCGUUCUGUCAGAACUGCUGCACGUUUAAAAGGCCUUCAAGCUUAAAAUUAUCUAAAUCUGCGCUAGAUGGCAGGCAGAAAUAAAUGAGACAUUCAAGCCGAGUUCUCGGUGAAAACAUCUGGCCUUUGCCCAACAAGAUGUCGAUAUGUAUAUUUAGCUGCUUCCCUUUGGGGAUCAGAUAUGGCCACAUGGCAGACGCGGCGGAAUCUGAAAUGGAGAUGUUUUGGUGGUACCCAAACGUUAUCUGGGUGCUGUCACGUCCUAGACGCUGGGGCGUCUGUCUGAUGGUGACCAGAGCCCGAUUCGUCCCAGUCAAAACCGGGGUUGGUCUUCGAGCUUAGUGAUGACUUGGCUGUGCUCUCACCACAGUCACGCUUAUUAUAGGUCAUUAAGGAAGGUUUUGUCCUUCCUACAGGGGCAUCGUAGUGUCACGUAUCACGCUUAGCUCUAACAGAGGGCGUUGGCAGUUGGGGUUACACGGUUCGCUGAAACAAGAGCGACUUCAGUAGCCAUUUUUAACGCUUAUUAUUCGUGACCAAACUGAGGCCAUAUUUUAUUAAUACCGAGAGGGUAUCACUAUCGGUCGUUUCAAAAGUACUAUUGCACUUUCGCAUUGUCUUGUACACGCUAACACCUAUCGGUGAUCUAUCAUUCCUGAUUCUGUUGGGGAAACAAUGAGUCUCACGUUCCAAGUUCGCAACCGGACACGAUGAAAGUGUUCUACUGCUGUUUAUAAAUAGUGUCUAUUGCGAUGGCAUACCUUGUUACGUGCAUACAAGAUUUUAUGUUACACGGUCUAUGGUAGCGUAUUGUGGUUCAUGACAUAUGUGCCAUUCCUUAUUACCACAGCGAGAGGACCACGUUGUCGUUUCAGAGUGAGAAACGUACGUUCAUCAUUACUGAUUUCACAAAGAGCAAUAUGACAACUGCGUAUCUUGAACAAGGAUAUCUUUUGGUGUCAGAAAACAAAUUGAACUGUCUGAAAUACCCACAGUGAGAUUCAAACCGAUUUUCGAGAAAGGCAACUCAACAUUCAAGUUCUGACUUGAGGCCGCAAAAUAUAUUGCAAUAACUAUUCAGUACGUGUUCAGAUGUCUUAUCUUCACAAGGCAUCUUUCAAAGUGUGUUUAAGUAACGCGUACGAGUAACCUCACAGAACUAUGCAAUUUUAGCGGUGUUCCAAGGCGUUGCUUCAUAUUGUACAUAGAUAUUUUUAUACGAUUACCACCAAAGGCUACAAGGUUAAGGAGAAAGGAUUUCUCAACCCAACAAAAACUGAAUAUAAGUCCUUAGUAUAGUCCUACACUUCAGGCUAUGAACGAAAUUGGAAUACAGAAGUAAUGGGGCGUAUUUUCUAUGCAUCAUGUUUUAUUGGAGUUAAAUAUAUGUGCGCUCAUUUGCCGGUAUUCGUUACUUCAUAAAUUUACACACAACAAAAAGAAAAGAAAAAGUUGUUCCUGUUUCUUUCUCAACGGGAGCAGGUGUACUGUUACGGCAUGCAUCUUUGACGAUUAAAGUAUAUGAUUAAAGCACUUCGAAACAUUCAAA
Ixodes scapularis (black-legged tick) is the source of this 3395-nucleotide messenger RNA. RefSeq names its product 17-beta-hydroxysteroid dehydrogenase 13. The record is from RefSeq and is a predicted model, not a curated record. Gene Ontology annotation, molecular function: oxidoreductase activity, acting on the CH-OH group of donors, NAD or NADP as acceptor. Gene Ontology annotation, cellular component: lipid droplet. The transcript is spliced from 6 exons. The coding region runs from base 190 to 1128 and encodes 312 amino acids. NCBI's taxonomy places the organism in Eukaryota, Metazoa, Arthropoda, Arachnida, Ixodida, Ixodidae.